AAGAACCUCUGAACUUGACGACACCAGCGACGAAGAAAGAAUCAGCGAAAAAGAAGCACCAAAUUUAAACCGAAUUCAACGACACCAGCAACGAAAGAAUAAUCACCAAAUUCGACAUCAGCGACGAAGAAUCAACAAAUUCGACGACACCAGCAUGAAAGAAGAAUCAAUGAAAAAGCUCCGAACUCGAUGA
This is a messenger RNA of Racocetra fulgida, 193 nucleotides long. The record is from the annotation of a GenBank genome assembly. Lineage: Eukaryota; Fungi; Glomeromycota; Glomeromycetes; Diversisporales; Gigasporaceae.